CAGAUCCUAGAAAUGCAAAACAACCAUGGCAGCUUCGUCAGGAAAAGUGGUCGAUUUGAUGCGAAAUAUAAUCGCUGCAGGCGUCAAAUCUAACACAUUUAAUCGCGUAUUGAAAGGGCUAAUGGUAACUCAUGGUGAGCCGGGGAGGUGUGUCUGUGAGAUCAAAGUGUGUGAAGAGCACACCAACAGCAGUGGCACCCUGCAUGGAGGAUUCACCGCUACCCUGGUAGACAUUGUCUCCACGACAGCUCUCUUUACUACUGCUAUCUCCGCAAGAGGCAGUAGUGUGGAUAUGAACAUAACGUAUAUACGUCCAGUGAAAAUCGGGGAAGAGAUAAUCAUCGAUGCUAAAACAUUAAGAUCAGGUCGGAGUCUGGCUUUCCUCACUGUGGACAUAAUGAACAAGAAGGAUGGCUCCCUUGUUGCUCAGGCACGACACACCAAGUUUAUCCCCAAAAAGGAACCUCCAAUACCAGACACAAAUGAGCUUUAUUACUUAGUGUUUUAAAGAUCUCAGGUGUGAGAUAGAGUUCUCUGAUUAAUGUAGCGGGCUUCAACUGUCAUGGCUGGCAUGUGUGUGAGGUUACACACAGGUGCUUUCAUUGUAUUCAGAGCAGGUGCACAGUUCUGAAGAUGUUUGUCAGUUGGAGAUUUAGCUGCAUUGCAGUGAGACAGAUAAUUACAAUGAUUCCUGCUAAGAAACCUCUUGUACAGCAAGCAGCCUGUCGGCCUAUCUGAGAAUGUUUGGUGUUACAAUGUUGCACCUUUGAUCUGAAUGUACAUGUUUCCAUGGCGACACCUUGAGGUCUCAUAAUGCAAAACAAUGCUCGGUUCCUUGUCAAGACCACAGACUCUUUGGUUAGAUCUGAUGUUUAUGAUAUGGUUGUAAAGCCUCGGACUCCAAAGUUUCAUUAGCCAGUGAUUUCAAGAAUAUGGAACACAGAACAGGUACUGUUUGCUAAGAAAUUUGUCAGCCGUGUUUCAGUCAUCAGAUAAUACACAAGUAAGAGAGCACAAAGUUUCAGUUGGGGCAUAAUAUACCAACUGAAGUAAAACUAUCCAAUGUCUUUCAAACUAUACAGGGUAACAAACAUGGUCAAAAUCUGGAAGUGAACAUCUAAAGCACUUUGUUAUAUAAGCGAUCACCAGAAAACACCAGGUUCUUUUUAUGAGCCACUUUUGCUGGAUUGAAUGAGCAUCAUUAUUUCACAAAGGCAUUGCAUCAAUCUAUUCCAGAAGGAAAUUCAGUCCUUACUCUUCCCUGUAUAGUUUCCUCUACAGGGCUUAUCAAAAUGAAUACUGUCUCCUGAUUUUGUGGUACAGAGGAUCAACGAGCACAAACCUAUUUAUGGAAGUUACUGUUAAUGGGUUUCAUAAAGGAAAGUUUGUUAAUCCUUGUGUGCUCAGCAUUUGUUUUGAUCAACCCUGUAUACAUACCACAUGUUGACUUCCAUUAAUGGGGCAUUAAUGCAGACUGCUUCUGUUUUGUGAAGCUCGUGAUACAAGGCCAGCAGGACAGACUAAGUCCUCUGACCAAACCCAUAAUCAGCCACAUCACUGCCAAUGUUUACUUUCAUUAAAUGCAUGUCAAGUAUUACUUGCUUACUGAAUCCUGUACCUAAGUAGCACACAAGGUAAGCUUACUUGGCCUUCUUAUAUAAUGGUAUUGAUCUCUUAAUGGUAAUCCACAACAAAGAGGAAAUGGGAUUGGAUGUCUAUGAUUUAAUCCCAAUGACUUUAACUGCAAAGGAGGGUAGUGCAUGAGGGCAAAAUCUGUAUGAGCUAGCCUUAUAAAGUUGACUGGGGUGUUCCGAUGCUGAUGGGUUAAGUUCUGAUUUGGGUGUUCUUAUAAAGUGGUGGUAUUGGCUGCAUUGUCAUCUCAGACAUUUAGUUUGACAUGUCAGCUUCCCUUCUUGCUUCAUGACAGACAGGAGAGCGUUGUGACAGAUCACUCACUUCAUUCAGUUGACUGGCAUAAGCAACAUUGGACUUUAUUUUAUGUCAUGUCACAUCAAAUGUGAUGAGAGGAUGACACCAUAGAUUACUGUCUGGUGCUUCACUCCAUUGAGAGAUAAGGUUUAUGUUAUGAAGGGAGGUGAACAGCCACUUUUUGUUAUGAUAUUGAUGUCAGUUUGUGUUGUCUUUCUGUUUUAGUGCACUUCACAGAAUGCCUUUGAUAUAUAGAUUAGGUUCCCUCCGUUUGUUUUGUUACAUCCUUUAUCAGGGUAUGAUGUGCCAAGAUUAUUUUAUUAUUAGACUGCUGCAGUGCUGACAAGGUUCUAUUUUGAGAGGGUUGGUUAUUUUUGCUUUUUUUUAUAACCACAAUAUGUGGUUUCGCAAGCUUAUGAUCGUGAUGACUAUAAUUCAGGCUUUAUAAGUGUUUAAACACUCAUCCAAUCUGUCAUAGAUCUUGCCUCAUACUAGAACAGUAGCUUUCUGUUAUGCUUAGAUUUCCCACUUGUUCAGUUCAUAUCUAGUUUUGUUCAGUUCUAUAGCAGUAAUUGAUAUAUGUAGAUCAUUGUAGCUUGUUUGCUGCUUGAGGCCAUGGGCCUGCUUGUCUGGUGCAUAGGCAGUUUAUCCCUGUCAUAUAUGAUAUUAAAGAUAUUAAUAUAUACUACUCUAACUAUGCAACUUGUUGCAGUACGAAACACACCUCACUAGGAUGUGUUAGUUUAACAUUCCGUCAUCAGAUAGCACCACUAGCAAGGUUCCUGGUGUUAACCCAUGGCGGCCUCAAGCAGCAGAGGGGCUAAAGUACAUCUUACCAACGAGAUUGUUAUCAAAUAUUUCCAUGCAGUUUCUUAUUUCAUACAUCUAAACCCAUUGAUGUGAGAGUACAUUGGUGGAAUGUGUAUUAUGUUGGUUAAAUUCAGUUCUUACCUGAUGGUCAACAAAGGUUUUGGGGCCUUGUCUUCCAAGUUUGAAGUACUACAGGUGACAUCUGUCACCAAGAAUGACAACUGAAUUCUUAUAGAUUGGGAUUAUAAGUUCUAGAUGUUAUUUUAAGAUUUUUCUUCAAUUGUAAUAAGUGUAUUACUGCAUAGGUUUUGCAUAUUGUUAGAGUAUUGAUGUUAACAGUUCCCUUCUAAAUAGUUAGAUUUUUACAGAUGAUGGUACCAUUGUGGUAUAUAUUUCACUGUUUAUGAUUCAGCAUUGCUCAAAUACAAAGUGUGGUUGCCACUGUUUCAAUCGUGUGCAGCAAAAGCAUUGUGGUGACGUUGAUACUUCUCGGCUAGAGAUGUGAAGAGGCAGCGGUAAGCAGCCAAAUCGGCCCUGCUGAGGGCACAGAUUGGAACAGUGACUUUCCAACUUUACAAAACGAUACCUUAUUUUUUAUUACUACAUCUCUGCUCAAAGUAAUGUUGGUGGAGAUUGAUGUUGCUGGUUGACGACAAAGGUUGAUAGAAUUGUUGAAUAAAGAUUGACUUGAUCCUUAACGACCUUAUCUCAUCACUUUUGUCCUGCCAUCAAGUGCCAUAUUUUAUUGAGGGGAAUCUGAGGAACUUAUAAAGAGUAAUAGCCAGUUGAGCAUCUCAAAUAAACUGUUAAAUGUGUUGAUUGGAUGGAAACAAUUGAUUAGACUGUGUAUGAAUAUUGAUGCUUUUGUGGUCAUUUUUGUGAGGCGAUAUUAAAUUGGGGUACUGUAUCCGUUUCAUAUCUAGACUAGAAUUGUGUUUUGAUGUGUCAGAGACCACUAAUCUCAGGGAAUACCAUCAUUAUCAAGCCUGGGCAGAUGUUUCCAGAUUUCUGUGGAAUGAACAGUCAGCCAUUUGAACUUUCCUCAAGCAGGAGAGUCUUGGGUAUUGACCAAUCAUCCUUGUUUGUUUCAGCCAAUAAGGGCCAUGGAGCUUACAGGGUUUAUGACUGGCCAAUACCUGAGCAGAAGUGCCACAUCCUUCCUUGGGUAAAAUGACAAAUGCAGUGAUUCAGGUAGUUGUGCUCUGGGACUAGUUCCGUGCCCACAUCAGUGAUCUGGAAGUUUCUCUCCAGGUGAAUCUCACCUGAAUUAGUAACAGUCAUGACUAGUAGAGGGGAGAGCAAUAAAUCAUUUUGAUUGACUGAGGUGUUGACAUUAUUUUUGGAAUAUGUCAGGUUAUAGAGCUUAAUUUAAUAAAAGA
Messenger RNA from Lineus longissimus, 4118 nucleotides. Its product is annotated as acyl-coenzyme A thioesterase 13-like. Gene Ontology annotation, molecular function: fatty acyl-CoA hydrolase activity. Lineage: Eukaryota; Metazoa; Nemertea; Pilidiophora; Heteronemertea; Lineidae. The transcript has 3 exons. The coding region runs from base 26 to 508 and encodes 160 amino acids. The record is from RefSeq and is a predicted model, not a curated record.